Candidozyma auris is the source of this 1338-nucleotide messenger RNA. It is a transcript of the gene CHT3, whose product is annotated as chitinase. The transcript has a single exon. Gene Ontology annotation, biological process: carbohydrate metabolic process. Gene Ontology annotation, cellular component: extracellular region. Gene Ontology annotation, molecular function: chitinase activity. NCBI's taxonomy places the organism in Eukaryota, Fungi, Ascomycota, Pichiomycetes, Serinales, Metschnikowiaceae. The record is from RefSeq and is a predicted model, not a curated record. The coding region runs from base 1 to 1338 and encodes 445 amino acids.
AUGUUUAACCAAGCCCUUCUUUUACUUCUUGCCUCUCUUCUUGGUAAGGUUCUUGCCUUUUCCGCUUCCUCAAACAAGAACGUCGCCGUCUACUGGGGCCAAAACUCCUACGGAAACCAAGAGAGAUUGAGCUACUACUGUGACAACGAUGACACCGACAUCAUCCUUCUCUCUUUUGUCACUGGGUUCCCGGAAUUGUCCUUGAACUUCGCUAACCAGUGCGGUGGUUCCUUCAGCAACGGUGUUCUUCACUGCCCUCAAAUUGGACAGGACAUCAAGACUUGUCAGUCCAAGGGCAAGAAGAUCUUGCUUUCGUUGGGUGGCGCUUCAGGAUCUUACGGCUUCAGCGGUCCAAAUGCUGACUCUGACGCCAGCAAAUUCGCCGAGACCUUGUGGAACAAGUUCGGUGCUGGUUCCGACUCCGAGAGACCUUUCGACGAUGCUAUCGUUGAUGGUUUCGACUUUGACUUGGAGAACAACAACCCAGCCGGUACUGUUGCCUUGUCAAAAUCCUUGAGACAGCAGUUUUCCAAGGACUCAUCCAAGCAAUACUACUUGGCUGCUGCUCCUCAGUGUGUCUACCCUGAUGCCUCUUCCGGAGACAUCUUGGCCGAGACUCAAAUUGACUUUGCUUUCAUUCAAUUCUACAACAACUACUGCGGCCUUGGCGACAACUUCAAUUGGGACACCUGGCAGAAGUUUGCCGAGCAAGACUCUCCCAACAAGGACAUCAAGUUGUUCGUUGGUUUGCCCGGAGCUCCAAGCUCUGCUGGUUCUGGUUAUGCUGACCUCGACAAGGUCAAAAAAUCUGUUGGCUCCGACAUAUUGAACAACAAGAACUUUGGUGGCUUCAUGUUGUGGGAUGCUUCCUCUGGCGCUAGCAACAAGAACAAUGAAGGUGUUUCGUUCACCCAACAGCUCAAGAAGUACCUUUUGGGUAGCUCUGAUGGCGACAUCACCUCUACUUCUGCCACCACCCAGGUCCCUACUCCCUCAAGCACCUCCCCUGCUACCUCAACUGCAGUGUCUAAGACUACUGCUCCGGCUGACAAGCCAGAACAGGGUAACAACAAUGCUGCCCAGCCAAACCUCCCAGGUGACAAGACCUCUACGUCCAUUGCUGCUGAUGCUACCACCACUCAAAGUUCUGAAGAGGAAAUGGUCACGCUAACUGUGAAGAACCCAUCCACCACUUUUACAACAGUCCGUGUUUCUUGCUCAACUGACUCCUCUCUCAACACAAUCAACGGCAAGGUCGUUACCGAUAUUGUGACUGUGACCAGAGUGGUGUCCACUGUCUAUGCUACGAAGACUGUGCUCGCUCAGCCAUCUGCCUAG